AGGAGGAGUUUCUGGGGUGAAGUGACGUCAUCAUCCCACAAUGCACCGCUGUGGGACAAUUGGGGGGCUCAUUUCAAACUCUCCCUCUGGCUCGUGACUGGCUGCCGGUGCUUCCAGUUUAGCUUCUGUUGUGGUGCCCUUUCAUCUGGCAGCAGAGAUAAAAAUAAAGUUUUGCCACUUUUCCCCGUCAUCCGGCUCUAAGAAAAUUUCUCCCUCUUCGCAAUAUUCCGGACUGCUGUGAGAAAAUCUGACGAGCUCUACCGCAAACAUGAUGAUUGAGCGCCGGCCAACCUGAGUGAGGAUGCAGGCCGGUUGAGGGGCGCCCCAUCGGCCGCAGGAGGGCCGCUCUCCCGGGGAGGGCCCGCGCCCCGGCAGCCGUGAACCGAACCUGGACCGCGUUCCCCCCCGGCGGAGGAGGGGCGGGCCCCCGCGAGCCACCCCCCGCCCUGGAGGAGCCGCCCGGCUGGAAGGGAGGGCCCCCCGUCCACCACCACCACCACCACGGGCCGCCCAUGCCGCCCCACCACCCGCCGCAGGGGGCGCCACCGCCGCCGCCCCACCCCGCCGCCAUGCCGCCCCACACCAUGCCAGACGGAAGGCCGCUGGAACACGGGAGGCAUACUCCGUAUUUCGGACAGCCGGAUUACCGGAUUUAUGAAAUGAACAAACGUCUUCAGCAAAGAACUGAGGAUAGUGAUAAUUUAUGGUGGGAUGCAUUUGCUACAGAGUUCUUUGAAGACGAUGCCACAUUAACGUUAACAUUUUGUUUAGAAGAUGGUCCAAAAAGAUAUACCAUUGGACGAACGCUCAUUCCCCGGUAUUUCAGGAGUAUAUUUGAAGGCGAUGUCACAGAUUUGUAUUUUAGUCUGAAGCAUCCGAAAGAAUCUUUUCAUACCACCACUAUAACCUUAGACUGUGAUCAAUGCACAAUGGUAGCUCAUCAUGGGAAACCCAUGUACAAUAAAAUUAUGGGAGGGCAAUAUCCAAAUGAACUUAUGAAAGAGCAGCUUGCCAAAGAUAAUGCUGUAGUGGUGUGCACGGAAGGAAGGCUAAUAUUGGAGUUCACAUUUGAUGAUUUGAUGCGCAUUAAAUCAUGGCAUUUCGCUACCAGGCAGCAUCGAGAAUUGGUGCCCCGUAGCUUAAUUGCAUUGCAGGUAACACAGGCUCAACAACAAGAUCCAGCAAUGCUCGAACAAUUAUCCAAAAAUAUCACUAGGCAAGGGCUCACAAAUUCUACACUCAAUUAUCUCAGGUUAUGUGUAAUUUUAGAACCCAUGCAAGAGCUUAUGUCCAGGCAUAAGGCUUAUGCCCUUAGUCCAAGGGACUGUCUCAAAACUACUUUGUUUCAGAAAUGGCAGAGAAUGGUAGCUCCACCUGGUGCUUCUCAUCGUGGUGGGCCGAAUGACUUUAAAAUGCAGCAGGAUGUAGAAACACAACGUCCACCUAGUAAAAGAAGGAAGCGGAAGUCAUCUGCCACCAAUAAUGUAAAUAAUGCAGGCACUGGGACGGGAAAAAAGAAGAAUAAUAUGUCACCUGGUCCUCCUAAUUUUUCUCUUGCAUCACAGGAUGUGAUGGUUGUUGGAGAACCCUCUUUGAUGGGAGGAGAGUUUGGGGAUGAAGAUGAACGUCUCAUCACGCGACUGGAGAACACUCAGUAUGAUUCAUCAGCUGCAGCUGCUAAUGGACUGGAGGAUGGGGAUGACUUUUCCGGCAAUCCCUCUGGGCCCAACCCAGGCAGGGGCCCGCCCCCUUCUUCCUGGACAGGGGGAGCCCCUUCCCAACCAUCGGACAGGAAUCAGACAGGUGGCCCGGGAUCGGUACCUCAGCAGCAAAGUCAAGAAGACAAAAAACCAUCUCCAGCAAUAAGCCAAUAAAUACGUCGCACAAGCGACUUGGAUUUGGACAUGAAUCCUUUGUCGCCCGGUGGUAUUUAGCAGCUCUUCCACAGAACCUGAUAAACUGUUUUCAUGACAUUUAUGUGUGUUCUUCAGGAACAUGUAGUAUAGUGACAACAUUAGAUGUUGUAUCCUCUCCCCGAUAGUGGACUCCUGUACAAAUGCAGACAAUUCAAGUGCAUUGUGUUUGUUGUUUUUAAAGCAAUUUUACUCCUGUUAGCAGGAUUUUGUUUCAACUGGUGACAAGAUUUUAUAUUGUGGGUGAUUUUAUUUUAACUGCAAAAUUAAAGGGUGUUUUUGGAAUUUGCAAUGUUAUUGCAUUUAAUCAAACAUGUUGGAUGAUCAUUGUACAUUUCCAUUACAAACUUCAUUACGACAGCAGAAGUACUUAAAAACUUUUUUGUAUUUAGUUGAUGGUUUUAAGUCAAAUUUUUUUUUCUACCUAUUCUUAGAUUUUCAUAACAUUUUAAAAGUGAGGCCUUGAUUUAAGAAUGAUUUUUAUCAGUUUCCCUGUACAUAAGCAUUUUAAAUGUAAAGCAUCCUUUAAUAUUGCUCUUCAACCAUGUUGUAUUUUAUACACAAAAUUUAAUCAUUAGACCAAACUUCAAUGUGUUGUGUAUUUAUAAAUGGCUUUUGUGGUAUGUAAAACGAUGUAGUAAAUUGUCUUCAAAUAAAAUUAUUUUGA
This is a messenger RNA of Uloborus diversus, 2580 nucleotides long. RefSeq names its product LIM domain-binding protein 2-like. Gene Ontology annotation, biological process: negative regulation of transcription by RNA polymerase II; positive regulation of transcription by RNA polymerase II; nervous system development. Gene Ontology annotation, molecular function: LIM domain binding. The coding region runs from base 513 to 1874 and encodes 453 amino acids. The transcript has 12 exons. The record is from RefSeq and is a predicted model, not a curated record. Gene Ontology annotation, cellular component: transcription regulator complex; nucleus. NCBI's taxonomy places the organism in Eukaryota, Metazoa, Arthropoda, Arachnida, Araneae, Uloboridae.